Caenorhabditis briggsae is the source of this 2550-nucleotide messenger RNA. RefSeq names its product Protein CBR-PTR-15 (gene Cbr-ptr-15). The transcript has 14 exons. The record is from RefSeq and is a predicted model, not a curated record. Gene Ontology annotation, biological process: molting cycle, collagen and cuticulin-based cuticle; endocytosis. Gene Ontology annotation, cellular component: cytoplasmic vesicle membrane; plasma membrane. The coding region runs from base 1 to 2550 and encodes 849 amino acids. Lineage: Eukaryota; Metazoa; Nematoda; Chromadorea; Rhabditida; Rhabditidae.
AUGGGAAUUCUUCGGAAUCCCCUUGGAAUAUUCCAAGAUUUUCUAGCCAAUUGUUUUUAUCGAUACGGGCUGAUCAUAUGUCGGAGACCACGACUUUUCACCUUGGGACCUCUUAUUCUCACCAUCAUCUUCUCAUUUGGAAUCCUAAAUAUGCGGAUAGAAGAUGAUUUGCGAUUCUUGUACUCUCCCGAACAUUCACUUUCACGCGUCGAGUACCAAGUUCAUAAAGAUUUCAGUGGAGAUUCCAAGAAUAAAAAAAACAUUCAUCGGGAAUUUUUCAGCUCUUUCGUAUCCAUCACAAUUCAAACAAAAUCUGAAGACAAGAACCUUCUCAAAAAGGAUCUGGCUCAGAAGCUGAUUCAAUUGAACAAAUAUGUUCUCGAAAAAAUGGAUAUUCAAGUGGACGGCAAAGUUAUCAAUUUCGGAAAAGAAGUAUGCUCAAGGAUGAAACACUGUGAAUUGAGUAACACCAUCGCAACAAUCUUCCUGGACACAUUUUGGAGUGAAAAGCUCAGGAAAGAUCCACGAAUUCAAAUCGAGUACCCGACUAUGAAGUUUUUUGAUAACAAAUUUUUCCUACCUACUCAUUUCUACGGAGUAAAAACUGGAGGACCACUGGGCAUUCAGUAUAUCGAUAUGGUUCAUUUUGUGUAUCAAAUUCCAGCUUAUAAUGAGCAUACCUCCGAAGAAAUGUCAAAAAUCUUUGAGCAGUCGUUGACAGCUGUUCUGGAAAAUCAAGAUACAUUUGAUACAUCAAUGUUUAGUUUAUCGAUUUUGAAGGACGAAAUGCAGAAAAAUGCCACUUACACUAUGCCAUUCAUUUCGCUGACCGUACUCCUCCUCCUCUGUUUCACUGUUGCAUCUUGUAUGACUGAUAACUGGGUAACAUCAAAACCAAUCGAAGCCAUGAUCGGUAUUCUUGUAUCCUCAAUGGCGAUUGUCUCUGCUGGAGGCCUCCUUUUUGCAUUGGGUGUCCCAUUUAUCAAUCAGGUCACUGUAAUGCCAUUCAUUGCACUCGCUAUUGGAGUCGACGAUGUUUAUGUUAUGUUGGGUGCCUGGCAAGACACCAAGAAGACGUAUUCUCCUGAGAAACGCAUGGCUUUGGCUCUGGCAGAAGCUGGAAGUGCAAUCACUGUAACUUCCAUCACAUCAGUUUUGUCUUUCGGAAUCGGAACUUAUUCUACAACUCCAGCAAUUGCAAUUUUCUGUAAAUUCAUUUGUGUUGCAAUUAUGUUUGAUUGGUUCUACCAAUUAACUUUCUUUGCUGCUGUCAUGGCGAUGGGUGCCAAGCGAGAAGCAGCUGGAUACCAUUGUGUUUUUGUUUGGAAACGAUGUGACAGAGCUGAAAUUGAGAAAGGAAAGAGUGAAAAAGCGAUAUCUCCAACAAGAUACUUCUUCGAGAACAUUUUCGCUCCAUUUAUCUGCCGUCCAUCCGUUAGAAUUGUAAUGCUCAUCUCCUAUGUCGUUUACAUUGCCGUUUCGUUCUAUGGAUGUGCUCAAUUGAUUCCGAAUUUAACUCCAUCUCGUCUUGUUGUGGAUGACUCUCCUCUGAUUCCAUAUCUUCAUCUGGCCGAGAAAAAAAUCUGGGCGGAAGGACUUAUUGGUAGAAUUUAUGUGAACAAAGCGCCAGAUUUCAGUAAGAAUCCAGAACAGGUGGAGCGAAUGUUGCAAAUGGUAGGUGAGUUAGAAUCAACUCCAUACUCUAUGGGUCCCAAUUCCACGAAUUUUUGGUUAACUGAAUUCAACAAUUAUCGCCAAUUUUUCUUCCAAGAGGAUGCAAAAUUUUAUCAAACACUUCAAUCGUUCCUGAAAGUUUCUUUUAAUAAUCACUGGGAGACAGAUUUGGUUUGGGAUACUCCAGACAAAAAUUCAACGGGAGGAACAAAAGUCGAAAAGUUUGUAUUCACAACUGCAUUCAAAAUAUCAGACUGGAAUGUCAGAACUUCACUGCUGUUAACCUGGAGAAACAUUACAUCGAAAUAUCCAGAAUUUGAAGCACUUGUCUUCGAUCAAAACAAUUUUUAUAGUGACCAAAUGUUGGAGCUACAAUCCACAAUCUUAUCAUCUUUGGGGACGGCUAUUCUCACUUUGAUCACUGUUUGCAUCCUAUUCAUCGCUGAAUCUUCAAUUGUUUUCUGGGUUGUAUGCACUCUGAUUUCCAUGGAUAUCGGUACUGCAGGAUUUUUGUCUCUGUGGGGAGCAGAUUUGGAUCCAACGACUGUAGUCAAUAUUUUGAUGUCGAUUGGUCAAUGUAUCGACUUUGCCACCCACGUCGGCUAUCGAAUCUAUCGUUCCGAACAUUCUGAUCCGGAUGAAAGGAUCCGAGACGCAAUGGGAGCAAUCGGUUGGCCAGUGGUUCAAGCUGGAACUUCGACACUUUUAGCUAUUGUUGUUAUGCUGAUGGUUCCAUCUUCCGCGGUUCGAAUGUUUGCUCGUACCAGUGUUCUCGUAGUUGGCACUGGAUUCUUCCAUGGACUCAUCAUACUUCCAAUCAUCAUCAGGUCCUUCGCUACUAACGCAAAAGCCCAUGUCCCCACACAUCCUCAUUGA